Messenger RNA from Choloepus didactylus (southern two-toed sloth), 318 nucleotides. RefSeq names its product prokineticin 1 (gene PROK1). The record is from RefSeq and is a predicted model, not a curated record. Lineage: Eukaryota; Metazoa; Chordata; Mammalia; Pilosa; Megalonychidae. The coding region runs from base 1 to 318 and encodes 105 amino acids. The transcript is spliced from 3 exons.
AUGCGAACUGCCGUGCAUAUCUUAUUCGUGUUCUUCUUGGUAAAUUUUUCCGACUGUGCCGUGAUAACGGGGGCCUGUGAGUGGGACGUCCAGUGUGGAGUGGGCACCUGCUGUGCCAUCAGUCUGUGGCUGCGUGGGCUGCGGAUGUGCACCCCGCUGGGGUGGGAAGGCGAGGAGUGCCACCCCGGCAGCCACAAGGUCCCCUUCUUGAGAAAACGCCAGCACCACACCUGCCCCUGCUCGCCCAACCUGCUGUGCUCCAGGUUUCCCGACGGCAGGUACCGCUGCUCCGUGGACUUGAAGAGCAUCGAAUUCUAG